Molecule: messenger RNA, 3051 nt
Organism: Ophidiomyces ophidiicola
Lineage: Eukaryota; Fungi; Ascomycota; Eurotiomycetes; Onygenales; Onygenaceae
Exons: 6
Coding region: 1-3051 (1016 amino acids)
Source: RefSeq, a predicted model, not a curated record
AUGAUGGAUGUGGAGCGCGCCCGGAGCCGCCGGGAGAGGACAUUUGUUGGGAGCGAGUGCGCGGUCUGUGAGGAGCCGCUGGAACACACACUUCGUGGAGAGCGGGUGAUUCAACUCUCUUGCGCGCAUGUCUCUCACGAAGCCUGCUUCUACGAAUACAUGAAAGAAUUCGACAGCCAGUACUGCCCGACAUGUAAUGCACCGCUCGGGCUAGAUAGCAACCGAGGUGGAAGUGUCUUGGACCUUGCGAAAAUAAGCAAAAUAGUUCGCGCCGCUUCGGUCAGCGAGCCGACGACACGGCUUAAUAGCCCCAAUAAUGCUGCGCCGACGCCUUGGGACCUGGGAAACCGCAUAAGCCAAGCGACGAACGAUUACUCAUCUCACUCAAUGUCUCACGAGAGUCAACAGUCACGACGUCGUGAUUUCAGGGAUUCGAAUGUUCAGCGCGAGAGAAUCGAGCGCAUGGUCGCACCUUUGCGACCCAAUCAUACGCGCAAUAUUAGUGAGGCUACCGGCACUGGCGCAUCGGUCGAGUAUGCGAGCAUCGGAAGAAGACAUGACUACGAUGUGCAAGCGAUGGAAUCGGCUCUCAGUCCGCGCCAGGGCUCGAUGAAAAAUCCAAUACCCUCGCCAGUAGUCACAGUGCGCAGCGAAUUUCCGACUCUGAACCGUUCGCGACAGCAACAGUCUCUCACGUGCCUGGUUACAAUUGAGGUUCCUGUAGGGAAAUGGCAGCCGGAUCUAGAAACUAUGCGGCUUGCUCCACCAACACCCGCGUUGCCUCGGGAGGAACUCCAGAGUCCAAUGAAGCCUGCACAGGCAAGCCAAAGCCCAAACCGUUCACAGUAUGACAUGCAGGAGGAUCUCGAUGAGAUUGCGGAAGAUCUGCGCACACGUGUCGAUAACUGGCAUGGCCUGGAAUUUGAUCGAUUCGGCAAACUCAGGCUGCAGGGUAGACUAAAGGUCGGCAAAGAUCGAAGAUCUUGGCAGGAACUAGAGUGCUUUCUAUUCUCGGAGAUGCUCAUUUGUAUAAAGGAGAAGAAGCCCCCAAGCCAGCACCAAUUCGACGAUAAUAGCGUUAAUACCAAGUCUCCGCGGUGUGCGUUGAAGGGUUCUAUACUUAUCAAAAAACACUUAAGAGAGGUUGAAACAGUGCCUGAUGAACCCGUUUUGACUUUAAAUCUCUCCGUGAACGAACUGCCUUGUUUCCAUCUCCGAUUCCAGCAUCGUAACCAGCUCGAGAUUUGGAAGAGGGCUUUGCUGGAUUUGCAUCACCCAGAGACUCCUGCACGGAAUCCCGAUUAUGAUUUGGAAAAUUCUAGCCCUGAAGAUGAAGACUACAGAGCCUCCAAAAAUCCUAAGAGGGUGUCGUCAACUACUUCCUCCUAUGGCGCUGGAAAAUCGAACGCUACCGCAAUUACUGAUUAUACAAACCCGCUUCGAGAUACUAGACCAAGCAGCUUCCAUGUUCCCCUAGACAUUGUCGUUGUGAUUCCUGUUUCUUCCUCAAUGCAGGGGUUGAAGAUUACACUUUUACGCGACACCCUCCGGUUCCUUGUCCAGAAUCUUGGACCUCGCGAUCGGAUGGGGCUGGUGACAUUUGGGUCUAGUGGUGGCGGAGUGCCCCUUGUUGGCAUGACCUCGAAUUCCUGGAAUGGGUGGAAUAACGUCUUCAACUCUAUUCGACCCGUAGGCCAGAAAAGCCUUCGGGCGGACCUUAUCGAGGGUGCAAACGUGGCGAUGGACUUACUGAUGCAGCGCAAAUCAAGCAAUCCUCUCUCGUCGAUAUUGUUGAUCAGCGACUCGUCGACAUCAGAGCCAGAGAGUGUUGACUUUGUCAUUUCCCGUGCCGAAGCUGCCAAAGUUGGCAUCUACACUUUCGGCCUCGGGAUGACACACAAGCCCGAUACCAUGAUUGAGUUGUCCACUCGUACCAAGGCAUGCUACAUGUAUGUCAAGGACUGGAUGAUGCUGCGAGAAUGCGUUGCUGGGUGUUUGGGCUCGUUACAGACGACUUCGCAUCAGAAUGUGAAACUCGAGCUGCGCCUGCCGGAAGGAUCUCCCGCGAGGUUCGUGAAAAUUAGCGGCGCGCUGAGCACUACGAAACGUGCGACCGGAAGGGAUGCGGAGGCGGUUUUGGGGGAUUUAAGGUUUGGGGACAAGAGAGACGUUUUGGUUCAACUGGCGAUCUCUCCUGACAGUGCCUCCCCUGACCACGUACCCCAAGAUCCCUGGGAGACGAUUGUGUCAGGACUCGAAGCUCUCGGGGGUCCUCUCGAUGGGGAGGAUCAACGUGUCGUAAGCGUCGAGGAAGUGCCAUUGCUCCAGGCGGACGUUACAUACGGCGAUAUCCUACGUGAAGGCCAUCUCACUCGGUCUCCCCGCCCAUCCCUGCUUGCGAUAACGAUGCUUCCCGCGCCGCCUAAAGCAAAGCAUAUCGGACGACCAAUCACUCCUCCGAUUCCUCCCCAUCCUUCCAUCGUCCAAAGGCGAAUGGAACUACUUACCUCCGAUAUGCUGCUGCGCGCUCUGACUUUGGUAUCGCGUGGUCAACAGGACCGUGCGCAUCAUCUUCUCACUGAGACGCGGAGUAUUCUUAAAGGGCUUGGAAAAGGUAGCCUCCCUCCUCUCCCACCCAGCGCCACCAUCAAACACUCCCACGGGCCAAGUACCAGUAGCAGCAUCGACACCAAUUCCCCUGCUUCUCUCUCGCCGCGUUCUUCUGAAGCUCCUGAAGGUAGCCGCCACUCAUCCCAUAGCUCUGAGGCCGCGACAAUCACCCCGGUUGCCGUUGUUGACUGCAACACUUUCUCUGCUCUCGACGCAGAUCUGGAAGCGGCCUUGGAGUGGAUUGGUCACCCUGCUGUUUUUGGGCGCGACUCGCGCAAAGCGGUGUUGCAGGCUAUUGGUGUGAUUUCGUCUCAGCGGGCGUAUACGUUCCGCACUCCGUCCGAGGUGCAGUGGGCGGACAGAAUAGCAGGUAUUAAACGGCUCACGGAACGAUCGCGUGACUGGCGCGAAGCUGGGGAUGAGUCGCUCACUGAAGAGUAA